Messenger RNA from Ostreobium quekettii, 315 nucleotides. The record is from the annotation of a GenBank genome assembly. NCBI's taxonomy places the organism in Eukaryota, Viridiplantae, Chlorophyta, Ulvophyceae, Bryopsidales, Ostreobiaceae.
AUGGCGCCUUGGGCACUGAUUGAGGACGAAAUACAAGAUGAAACUUUUGUCAGGCAGGGCGAGGAAUGGGAUUGGGGAUGGCAACAGCUAUUUGCCAAGCAGACGAUAAUGUGGGUGGCUUGGUUUCCCAGACCGUUGUCCCGAUGUGCCUUCAAGCACAAGGGUUGCAGAGUUUGCGCGAAUCUCAGAGGUUAUCUGUAUGUCCAUUGCUGGCACAGGCUCACUAUCAUGACCCGCUUCUGUGUCGGUGCGGAAUCUAUGAUCACUAUUGGUAUGUUUCUUGUGUACACUGCCUGCAGGAUCCACAUAUUGUGA